AACGAUCGCGGUUUACGAGCGGGGCUGGAAUUUUCGUUUCGGUCGGGGGCUAAGUUUUUCUUUUCCCUCGGCCGCCACGCUCUCGACUCGGAAUUGUCGGUGCAUACAAGUGGUCAACUUGACAGAGACUCGACGGACUGUCAAUGAGGUUCCAGCUGUGCCCAUCCUGUGCCGUGAUAACAAUUAUUCUCUCUAUAGCGGGUCGAGCUGGCACGUUUCUGCUAGCCCCACCACGGCCGGGAUAGGACGUCGAGCUUCGCUCGUCGAAUCAGUCAUUGACCAGCCUUUGAAGUUUACACGACACCGACGUCGCUGCCGAGAGAGCCCACCUUCGAUUCUUCGAAUAGAAAAUGGAGAACCGAAAGCGAGCCGACGAGGCGCCGAGAAGAAGCUCCUGAAACGUGGGUGUCAUAUCCUUCGAGGGUUCUCCAAACGUUCGCGGGAUAUCCGGGAAUUCUGCCUAAAUUUAUCAGGAAUUUUUCGCGAGUUCUCCGGUUCAGUUCUUCGGCUCUCCAAGAGUCGUCGAGCUGAUCUCGUUCUCCGGACGGAUAAAAAAGCGGAAAAUGUGAGAAAGAGUCGCCGCUCCGAAAAGCCGUCCUUCCACAAAAGUGUGAACGUGAUUUUGAAAGGCGAAGCUGAAAGGAAACCGCUAGAAAUUGAAACCUGAAAAGAAGUCCGGUUCUCCAUCAGGCAGUCGUUCUUGCUCGUGAAAUCUCACUCGGCGUGGAGCGAUAGAGUUAUUGAAGAAUAACGGGAAUUUAAUGUCUUCAAGAAACGCUUGAGGAGCUGUCACUGAUCUUCCUCAACGCCAAGGUGAAACGAAAGCCUGAAACGUAAAUAAUAAUAUAGGAUUAAGAGAGAGAUCGUGAGAAACUCCGGAAAUCCCCGGACGAACGCGUCCAAUGGCCCCCUCGCUUAAUAUUUGAUAUUAUUUAAUUUUUUUUUUAAAGAAAAGGACUUACGCCUUAUGUUUAGAUUCUUCUCUGGCAUUGUUUGAAUAAAAAAUAUAUAUUACAAAUUGUUAACAACACGUUUGGAGACGCCACGAUGCGAGCACUAGAUCUGGAUUUAAGCUCGCAAGUCGCCUUAGGGCGUCGCGACGCCGUUCCGAGGAUCGGCCUUCUCGGCUAGAAAGUGCGUCCGGGAUUCCUCUUGAGUUUCCGCGAUCUCGGAUAAUCAGGCCGAGAUAACGCAAUGGACAAACGAGCGUCCGCGUUCGAUUCGCGCUGAGACCGCGGAGAGACUCGUGCGGCACCCCCGAAGAGGACGUCGAAGAAGAGGAGGAGGCCGACCUUGGGCGACGUCGCCGAGGUGCUAAAGACGUCAGGACCCGGCGUGGUCCCAAACGAUUAGCGUCGUUUCUCCGGAGGAGGGAAAACAAGGGGUCACGCGCUUCGGAAAUCCGCGUGAUCCGCCAUUCCUCUUUUCCUUGGAGAACGCCGAGUCGCGGCCGGACAGAGAAGCGAAGACCGCCAACGAAGGACGCCGCGAGUGGAGAACGAGGUGGCUCGGUUGCACUUGAGCCGCCAUCAUGGAGAACGACCCGGGGAGGCUCAGGCCGCCCGAAGAACCGGGGAAGAGACGCGUCUCCAUCAGUGAUCAAGUUCUCGGGGUCGAUAAUCCCGCCUUCGAUCACCAUCGGCGAAUAAGUGCCAGCUCCGAGCCCAAUUCCGAGCCCGGGAGACGGAAGUCGAUUUUGCAUCACAGCAAUGGCGGCAGUUCCGAAAAUAUCCCGCAGCACAAGUUCGACUUUGAAAAUGGCCGCGUCAACGGGACCACCAGGAAAAAAUCGGCGAUGAGCCUGACGAGCUCCAUCAGGGACAAAAUCGAGUAUUCCGAGGAACUCGAAAGAUCAUGGUUGUAUCUAUUUUGCGCAAGAUGUCACGGCCGUGACGACACGCCAUCCUGGGAGCCCCCGGGAUGGAGGAAAGCGUGUCCCCAGCCCUUCUGCCCGACCUACAGGAAGUUCGCCAGAGUGCUGUGCCUCUUCCUCUUGGGCCUGUUGCUCUGGGGCAUCGUCUUCUCCAUCAUCGGCGAAGACGCCGCCCCUGGGGGGCCUCUCUUCGGUUUGGCAUCCCUCUGCAUAGCCGCACAUUUCGGGGGUUGGCUCUUCUCCUUGACGACUUUGCCUGCCCUGAUCGGCAUGCUCGUCACCGGCAUCAUCUUCCAGAACGCCGGCCUCGUCACCAUAGAAGGAAGCUACGGCACCAUCGUCGCCAAUCUUCGGAAAGUCGCCUUGGUGAUCAUUUUAACGAGGGCCGGGCUGGACCUGGACCCCGACGCCCUGAAGAAGCUGAAGCUGACGGUGCCGAAAUUGGGCCUCAUCCCCUGGUGCGUCGAGGCCUUCGUCGUGGCCGUCUCCACCCGGUACUUGAUAGGACUGCCCUGGAUCUGGGGUUUCCUCCUGGGGAGCAUCAUCGCCGCGGUGUCGCCCGCCGUCGUCGUUCCCUGCCUCUUCAGGUUGAGAGAAAAAGGCUAUGGAGUUGCGAAGGGUAUCCCGACGUUGAUCAUCGCCGUUGCAGGGAUCGACGACGCAGCUUCCGUGGCGAUCUAUGGGAUCGUUAAGAGCGUAAUGUUCUCCCAUGACGCAUUAUGGUAUCAGAUCCUUCAAGGACCAAUCGCCAUUAUCGGAGGUCUCGGAUUCGGAGUCGCUUGGGGUUGGCUGGCGAAAUAUGUCCCCGAACAAGGAGACCCCUUCAUGGUCCCCCUGAGGGUUCUGAUGCUGCUGGGAGGAGGGAUGCUGGCUGUUUUUGGCAGCGAAGCUAUCGAGCUGGGAGGAGCUGGUCCAUUGGCAGUGGUGGCUGCUGCCUUUGUCAGCUGUUACUUCUGGCAAAAACAAGGAUGGGAGGUGGACGAUAACCCGGUGGCGACGUCCUUCGAGAUCUUCUGGAUGAUCUUCGAGCCGAUCCUGUUCGCAGUGACCGGGACCCAGAUAAAGAUUUCGGAGCUGGAGGGUAGCACGGUGUACCUAGGCAUUGGUUGUCUUUUGGCAGGGAUCGUCAUCCGCAUCGCAGCGACCAUCUUGGUUGGCGUCGGGUCCAAGUUGAACCUGAAGGAAAAAGUGUUCAUAGCUCUGUCCUGGAUGGCCAAGGCCACUGUUCAAGCGGCCCUGGGACCAGUGACCCUGGACGAGGUGGAUUCCAAAAAUGAGGAACAAGCUACGUACGCGCAAACCGUGUUAACCCUUUGCGUCCUCUCCAUCUUGCUGACGGCCCCUACCGGGGCAAUCGUCAUCUCCUUGUCAGGCCCAAAGCUGCUGACCAAGACCACUGUCCCUGUGGUCCAGCCCGAGGGCUGGAGGACUCGCAGACCCUCUAUCAGGGACAUCUCCAUCAUCAACGAGGACCCCGACCUGGAGGAGAACGCCGAAGAGAGGAAACCCUGACCUCCGAGGCACCGGCGAUUCUGUAACUUGAAGCGAGAUUAGACCUGGAGCUAGACGCAAAGAGUAUUCGUCGUCGAUUAAGGUCCCGACCUGCCAUGGAGAUUUUGUACCUUCAACCGAGACUAGAUGCCAGGAACUAGAUCUAGAGCUGAACGCUUUGCAUCCUCUCCAUCUUGAAUAACUUUUGCUGAAAGCAACUGCCAAAGCUAUCGCUCCAUAUCGGAUCUGAAGUUUCUGACCAGGACCACUGUCCCGUAGUUCAGCUCCAGGUCUGCAGAACACGCGGAUCUUCCAUCGGGAACGAGGGGACGUCCUGGAGGGGAACGCCGAAGAUAGGAAACCCUGAUUUCUGAAAUGGGGAUUUUGUAUCUUGAAAUGAAACUUGAUAACGAGGACUAGAGGUCUCGUAGGCUUGGAGCUGAGGUAAGCUGGGUCUUAUCGUUAACAAGAAACUGUGCAUUCUGUGUAUAUAUCCUUAUCAAUAUAUCCUACCGCGAGGGCAUUAUUUGUAGAUUUCUCGCUGAAAGCGGAAAUCCAUAUAGUUAGGAUCGAAAUAUUGUCUAAUUGUAGUUAUGUUGUUUAGUCGAUUUUAAUUGUAAAAUCAGAAACAAGCGAGCGUGCCGAAUUAGGAAUAAAAUUAUUUUCGGUAAAUUGGAUAUGUGUUAGUUUUUUAUUUUAAUGCUUGCAUUCUUCUUUCGUGCCCUCGUCAGAUUUCUUGAAGGCACUUUUAGAAGUUAAACGAAUAAACGAUGAAUUAAGAGGAA
Orussus abietinus is the source of this 4149-nucleotide messenger RNA. RefSeq names its product sodium/hydrogen exchanger 9B2 (gene Nha1). Bases 1532 to 3385 code for a protein of 617 amino acids. Gene Ontology annotation, molecular function: antiporter activity. The record is from RefSeq and is a predicted model, not a curated record. Lineage: Eukaryota; Metazoa; Arthropoda; Insecta; Hymenoptera; Orussidae. Gene Ontology annotation, biological process: proton transmembrane transport. Gene Ontology annotation, cellular component: membrane. The transcript has 7 exons.